This is a messenger RNA of Corylus avellana, 2507 nucleotides long. RefSeq names its product Sas10/U3 ribonucleoprotein (Utp) family protein. The record is from RefSeq and is a predicted model, not a curated record. Gene Ontology annotation, biological process: maturation of SSU-rRNA from tricistronic rRNA transcript (SSU-rRNA, 5.8S rRNA, LSU-rRNA). Lineage: Eukaryota; Viridiplantae; Streptophyta; Magnoliopsida; Fagales; Betulaceae. Gene Ontology annotation, cellular component: small-subunit processome; nucleolus.
GUUCCACACUAAAGCGAGAGAGAUUUUGAGAGUGCAUUCAGAGAGAGAGAGAGAGAGACAGAGACAGAGCUGAGAACGAGAGAGAGAAACCGUGUGAGAGACUGAACAGAGAGGUUUCAUCUGAAUCGUUGUAGGUUUAUAAGGCAAUGGGUAAGAGAGGGAAGAGGCAGAAGAUAGACACCAGAUUCCCUAAGAGAACUGCCCGUGAUGACGACGAUGCGUCGUUUGACAUGGACGACGAAAUUGAUGCUUUUCACAAGCAGAGGGAUGUUGUUCCGCUAGAUGUGAAUGGCGAUGUUGGGGAAUCAGAUGAAGAUGAUGCGCCUGUCUUUGAUCUCAAGGGUGUCAAUGAUGAUGAGGAUGAUGAAGAGGAUGAAGAGGAUGAUGAGGAUGAUGAGGAUGAUGAGGAUGAUGACGAUUUCAAUGCUGACACCCAAGAAACUGGCUUUGCUGCAAAAAUUGUUAGGUCUCAGAAAUUUUUACGGGAAAAGUUUGGCGGAGUUGAGGAUGAUAUGCAUGAAGAUGAUGAUGAAGAAGAUGAAGAAGAGCAAAAGCUUAUUUGGGGAAAAAUGAACCAAUAUUAUCAUGCUGAUAAUCGUGAUUUUGAGCAACAAUCAAGCGAUGAUGAGGGCCCUUUGGAAGAGGAGAAAGAGGUUUUGAAAUUGCAGAGGCAAAAAGCAAAAUCUUUAUCAGUUGAAGACUUUGGCCUUGAAGAUAUUGAUGAAGAUGGGAGUGAUGAGAGUGAUAGGGAAUUAACUCUAGAGGAAAUUUCAACCAAAGGAAGAAGCAGAAAUAGAAAAGAAACCACAGAUGACAUGGGUGUAGCUUAUGAAGAGGUUAAGAAAGAUCUAAAUGCACUAUCAAGGGAGGAACAGAUGGAUGUUUUAUACAGUUCUGCCCCAGAAUUAGUUGGUUUGCUGUCAGAGCUGAAUGAUUCACUUGAACAGCUUGAAAGCAAAGUGAAUCCACUUCUAAGCAAGGUGAAACAGGGGGAAAUCAUGAUGGAAGGAGGAAUCCGCUAUUUGGAGGUGAAGCAGCUCCUUUUGCUAGCCUAUUGCCAAGCUAUAACUUUCUAUCUCCUUCUCAAAUCUGAAGGGCAGCCGGUUCGUGAUCAUCCUGUGCUAGCUCGCCUUGUAGAGAUCAAGAGCUUAUUGGAUAUGACAAAACAGCUUGAUGGGAAUCUUCCAUCUGAGCUUGAGGAGUUCCUGAACAACAAUCAAGAGGUAGAAAUGUUAGUAAAGUUGGGUACAGAGAAAACUACACUGGCUUCUGAUUCUUUCACAAAAGAUCAGGAGCCUUAUCCUUCAGCUGAAACCCAGGGAGCAACAGUGGUGGGUGACACAGCUGAGCUGGAAAAGGUGGAGUCUUUGAAGGUUAAUGAGAACAAAGCAGGAAAACGUAAACAUCAGAGUGAUCAAGUCGGUGGACAGAGCAUGGAAAUGUUAAAAGUAAGAGCUGCCCUUGAAGAAAGAUUGAAACAGAAGGGUAUUCUUAGUUCCAUAACUCCAAAGCCUGAUAAAGCCCAGAGACAUCUGAAACCAGUCAAUGGUCAGCUUGUGACAUAUGAUGAUUUUGAUGAUGAUGCUAUAGAUGUUGUGGGGGCCACUAGAUUCAGCAAUGGUCAUGCUAGUUCAUUGAGCUCAAGUAAACUUUCCCAAAUUGUUGCUGCAAAACCGAGUAAGCCCAAGGUGGUCUCUGGUGAUGAUGAUUUACCUAAGAGGGAUGAUAUAGGAGCAAGGCGGAGGAAGCAUGAGCUCAGAGUCUUGGCUGGAGCUGGAAUCAUAUCUGAGGAUGGUAUUGAGGAUGAAGUUGGCAAUGUUGAUACUGGUGGGGAUGCUGACAUGGAGGAUGGUGAUAUAGAAGAUUCAGAAGUCGAGUAUUAUAAACAAGUUGAAAAAAGACGGGCUGCAAAACUUGCUGCCAAAGCAGAGAUGUAUUCAAGGACCUCAGCAAUUCCAUCAUUGCCUGAAACUUCAGAUGGAAAACGGCUGAUUACUUAUCAGAUGGAGAAGAACCGGGGGCUGACUCGUAGUCGCAAGAAGCAGACCAAAAAUCCAAGAAAGAAGUACAAGGAACAACACAAGAAAAAGCUGAAUCGUCGGAAGGGGCAGGUGCAGGAGAUCAGGAAACCUGCUGGUCCUUAUGGUGGGGAAACCACUGGAAUUAAUGUAGGUACCAGCCGGAGCACCAGAUUCAAGAACUAGUUACGAUUUCUUUGGUUCAAUUUCUGUACUUCGUCUAGUGUUUUUUUUUUUUUUUCCUUGUUGGAUCAUGUCUCAUGUUAGUGUUGGCGCAUCCAAAUUUCCAUAGAGAUAUCAAAGUUUUUGUUGGAUCAUGUAUGAAGUUAGGUUUGCGCAUCCAAAUUUUGAUAUGAUAUAUAAAUAUGUAUACUAAAUAUUUCAAGAGGAAAGGCCCAAGGCUUCAAAAAUUGAGCCAUGGUUAUUUUAAACAUUAUUGAUGAUUUUACGUUUUAUCCGUUGAAUAGUAAUCAAAAUCUGUUGGUACUA